Messenger RNA from Tricharina praecox, 857 nucleotides. RefSeq lists its product as uncharacterized. Bases 216 to 746 code for a protein of 176 amino acids. NCBI's taxonomy places the organism in Eukaryota, Fungi, Ascomycota, Pezizomycetes, Pezizales, Pyronemataceae. The transcript has a single exon. The record is from RefSeq and is a predicted model, not a curated record.
UUUAUGUACCCUGCGUGGUGCCUGCGGAGCCUAGCGCUCGCGCAAACACGCGUCAUAUGCUAUGGGUAUGCGGAGUACUAUGAUAUGCAAGCAUCUAUCUAACCAAACCUCGAAUCCGUGAAUCCUUGAUGUGAUAUCUAGUUGCGAACUUGCGAGUCCGUCGUCGACGAUCAACAGGCUUAAAUUUGAAGGAGGAAUGGGAAUUUUGGAAUCGGAUGCAUGGAAGCGCUCAGCUCAUCGUCGGUAUCUACUGGAUACCGGUAGUUAUAGGCACCGGUGCUCUAUGUGCUCUAUGUGCUCUAUGUAUGUCUCUCGAUAGAUAUGAACUCUCGAUAUGUGAUAUGAUAUGCUAUGUGCGAACUCUCCAAGCACAGCACAGCACAGAACAGCGCAACAAGUUAUCUAUGAUACCGGUACAAGUUGCAACAAAUUCACUUUCACCUUCACUUUCUCUUCACUUUCACCGCACCGCUCGCCCCACAAAUAGUUGGGCGAGGCGAGGCCGCGAGGCGCUCGGGCGCGUUUGGUUUGCUGACACCGUCUGUGUCUGUGUCUGUGUCUGGGCUUCUUCGCUGCUUUGCGCAGCGGACUGCUGCUCUGCUCUAGCGAGCCCUAACCAACCAGACUCCUCCAGAGGUCGGUGGAAUGGAAUAAGCAAAAACCCGCGCUCCGAAACUGGACAUUGUUGCGCAUCAGUGUAUUAUUUAUUACUGGAUAACUGGAUAACUGGAUAUAUAGCUGGAUAGCAUGCAGUAUGUAGAUCCGUCUUGGUUGCGUUCUGUCCUGGCGGCGGCGAGAUGAGGCUGGCUGGCUGGCUGGCUGGGUCGGUUGGCGUGGUGGUGGUGGUGGUGGUUGGC